AACAUGGCAUCGUUGUAACUGUAGGUCAGAAGACGAGACCGGUUGACAGAAAGUUUGGUAUUCUACAUACUACUGUGAUGUGUCGUUCGUUGUGUAGUGUCAUCGUGCGUUGUAUCAACUUGACGGAAAAUUUAUUGACAAGUCGCGUGUCAGCGACAAUUACAAUUAUUUACGAUAACGACAACGUGAAUCGAAAAUAAUUAGCUGGCAGUGUGUGGUGCUGUGGGGCAGGAGACGAUGAGGGUCGGGGGGAUAAUUCGGGUGGCGACUUGAGGGCAGAAAUGUUGAAAUUUGGUAGUAAAAGUGACGUUACGGUGGUGCAUCGCGCCACUAUUCGACUUCUAGACGACGCCGAAAUUAUCCACUGUGACUUUCAGCCUCAGCACAAAGGAAGGUAUAUUCUGGAAUAUGUAUGCAAGCAACUCAAUAUCUUGGAAACGGAUUAUUUUGGGCUUCGAUAUGUGGAUCAUUGUAGGCAAAGGCAUUGGUUAGAUCUGGCAAAAACAGCGAUUAAGCAAGUAAAAGACAUGGACCCGAUUCUGUUUAGUUUUCGCGUGAAAUUUUAUCCACCGGAUCCUCUGAGGCUGAAGGAAGAAAUAACUAGGUAUCAAGUUUACCAGCAGCUUAAGAGGGACCUUCUUCAUGGACGACUAUAUUGCAGUCCAGGUGAAGCAGCGCUGCUGGCGGCGUGCAUCGUGCAAAGCGAAUUAGGGGAUUAUGAUCCUAAACUUCACGAAGGAAACUACAUUUCCGAGCAUAAAUUAUUGCUUAAACAGACGGAAGCUAUUGAAGAAAAGGCUAUGAAACUGCAUCAAACAGAAUUGAAGGGAUUCACUCCACAGCAAGCAGAAACUCAUUUCCUUAGGUUAGCAUCACAGUUGGAUACAUAUGCUGUUGAUCCACACCCCGUAAAGGACCAAAAAGGUGCACAACUAUAUCUUGGUAUUAAUCAUUGUGGAAUUCUGACAUUCCAAGGAUCUCGUAAAACACAUCAUUUCCGCUGGCCGGAGGUUCAGAAAAUCAACUACGAAGGGAAAAUGUUUAUUGUACAUUUAACAAUAAGUGAGGACGUAAGAACGAAGAAAAAGCACACAGUUGGGUUUAAGUGUCCCACGGGAUCGAACUGCCGCCACGUUUGGAGAUGCGCCAUCGAGCAAAUGUUAUUUUUCACAUUACCUAGGGCAUCGGAUGCACCGGUUGUAAGCGGUGGAUCCAUUUUCUCCUGGGGUACAAAAUUUAAAUAUACUGGUAGAACAGAAAAAGAGGUAUUAGAAGAAACGGGUCCACUUCGGAAAGAAGAACCACCUAUACAGCGAUGUCAAACUACGUGUCUUAGAAGAAAAGCUAGUAGUGUGCCAGCAACCCCUAGUACUCCUAGUCAAGAUCUUGUUGAAAUAAGAUAUUCCAGUUUGCCACGUAGCUGUCAUAGCGCAGGUUUAGACGGUGCGGGAAUGUCAGAAGGUAGUACUGGCGUUCCAUUCAGUUCGCCUUACUGUCCAGAUAAUACUUUGCCACUGCUAGAACCUGUUUCGGAGGACCAAGAAAUUCAUAGCAGAAGAAACAAUGCAGUAGACGAAAAUGAUACGCAUGUGAGAGCCACCCACAACACCACCACUACCACCACUACCACUACCACCAUCACUUUCAACACCACCACAAAUCGUACGAAAGUUAGAAUGAAAUGUCCCAAGAACACGCUGAACCGACCUCAACCGUUGUACAGUCAAAAAAUAGUGAUAGGCUCGGAGGAAUUAGUCGGGCGUGACAUCGAUAACGUCGUCAGGCAACGUAUAAAUACCUUCGAAAAGAGUCCGAAGGUUGUCAGAUCGACCGCCUUGAUAAUAAAGAGUUCUAAAAUAUCGGCGGAGUCAUUGAAAGCUGGUAAAGAGAUCGCGAACGAGACUUACGUAUUCCCGACACCCGAUUCGGGAACGAUUAUCACAACAGUGAUAGAUGACGGUCCGUUCGAUUCUAACACCGUCGGUAAGAUCUUGCGCAGGUCCAACGAGCAGGUAAGCAUGCUCGUUCGUCAGGAGAAUGAGGUUGAAUGUCGCGGCAUCGGAACCAUGACGAAAACGGCAAACGGUUACAUUGCAUCGGAAACAACUGACGUCGAAGACGUUAGAAACGAAGUCGAAGCCACGAAACGACGGGAAAGGACAGUCGGUCAGCAUGAAGGUGUAAUUAACGACUAUUACUUUAGAGAUUCUUUUGAUCAUUCGUCAUCGGAAAGUCAGUUAUUGGAUGCAUCUGGAAAACCGCACAGUCGUUCGGUGACGCCUGUACCGAAAAUGCAAAAACUUCAAAACGCAAAAGAAUUUCAUCAACAACAACAACAACAAUUGCAGCAAACUGGUCGACGUUCAAAAUCAAGGCAUAAGAGUCUUCGAAUCACGAGGCUUUUCAUUCCAGCUUUCAUGCUCACGAUCACAGUUUUGUUCACUGUGAUCGUUUUGGUAUUUGAAACAGACACAACGCUUUUUAAUAAUUUGCGUAAGACGCCAGAAAUGGUGGCCUUAAAGAACCAAUAUUAUGUCCCCAUCAAGGAGUUCUUGAGGACAAAGCUCGGCCUAUUUUGAUGUGACGCGAUGAUGACCAGGCUGAGGUCGCCCUUUGUCGCUAAGUAACUUCCUUCAGUGCCAAGUCAAGAAGUUGAUCGAGAAGCGAGAGUAUCGUAUUUCUUUCUCAUGUUCUUUCUUUUUAGAUAUAUGAAUUUACAUGCAAGAAAACGAAUUGUUUUUGUUAAGUUUUCUUCAUUUGUUUUUAUUCUGAAUAUAGUAUAUCAAAUUGAUACAGUGUAUUUGAUUUACACGUAUUAUUUCAAAUUGGCAUUUGAAGUUUUUGGAAUACUUAUUUGGAAAAUCAUUACUGUUUCUUAUCUUGCGUAUAUAAUAAUUUACUUUGGUUUAUAUACAUAAUUUACGUUUUUAUAACCUCAAAUAUAUUAAUAUAUUUAAUAUAAUAAACUAUUCUUACUACUUUAUGUACAGUAAUUUAAUCUAAAAUUUCAAAUAUCGCGAGAAUGGCCAAUUUUGCUGAAAUUUUUAUGGAUAUCUUGAUAGAUUUAAGAAAAUAUACUACAGGAAAAAAAGAUGCGAUUUUUUUAAAACUUCUGCCACAAAAGAAAUCACUUGUUCUUAUUUCGGCCUCUAUAACGACUGCCAAACUCACUCUAAUCAGAUCAUUUGUUCCAUUGUUUUUUUGUUUACACACACACACACACAUACACAUACACACACUUUAUAUAACAUAUUUAUGUUAAAAGUAUUUUAUUUGGAAUUAUAGAAAUGUGAAUCAUGUACGUAUAAACCAAAUAUGUAAAACAUUUUCUAAAUAAGUAUUAUUAUGGGAUUAAGGUUAUGUCCUAAUACAAAAGUGUUCCAAUAUUUCGCUAACAUUACAGCUAGCUUCACACAAGGAUCACACAAGAUAAAAGAAAUCGUUCUAACUUCAAAUACCAAAUUGAAUAUUUUGAAUCAUGACUCAAAACUCGAUAUAAAUAUGUCUCUGAAAAACUGUUAUCUGCGAUAAAAAAAGUACCUCCGAUUUAUUAUUUGUUUACUUUUUGCACUACACAUAUGUAUAUUUAAAUAUUGAUAACUUAAUAUAUUUACUCUGUCGAAGACGAAGUGUUUUGUACAAAAUAUUUACAUUGCGAGUUCUCGUGUUUUACUAUGUAAUAAGUUAUAUGUAAUUCGACGAAUUGUUAGAGAACUUUGUUAUAGUAAUAUUAUCGAAUUUAUUUAAUAAAUUUAGAUGAAAGUCAGUUUCUACGUAAUUACUAUUAUAUAGAAUGUGUCGCAAAUUGAGAAAGUCAUAUUUGUAUUUAAAUACAAAGGUAGAUUAUAUACAAGUAUGUACGUUUUCAACUUAUAAUUAGUAAUAGAAAUCAUGAGCAGAAACAUCAAGUAGUAUGUUGCACAACAUAUUUUUAUUUUUUAUGUAUAAUAAAACGAUAUUUAUACUUUAAUUUUAAAAUAAAAUUAUACUUUGUAUUAAAAAA
Apis cerana (Asiatic honeybee) is the source of this 4003-nucleotide messenger RNA. RefSeq names its product FERM domain containing (gene Frmd5). Gene Ontology annotation, molecular function: cytoskeletal protein binding. The record is from RefSeq and is a predicted model, not a curated record. Gene Ontology annotation, cellular component: cytoskeleton. Gene Ontology annotation, biological process: actomyosin structure organization. NCBI's taxonomy places the organism in Eukaryota, Metazoa, Arthropoda, Insecta, Hymenoptera, Apidae.